Messenger RNA from Ascoidea rubescens DSM 1968, 1029 nucleotides. RefSeq names its product aurora family serine/threonine-protein kinase. Gene Ontology annotation, molecular function: protein kinase activity; ATP binding. The coding region runs from base 1 to 1029 and encodes 342 amino acids. Gene Ontology annotation, biological process: mitotic spindle organization; protein phosphorylation; regulation of cytokinesis. The record is from RefSeq and is a predicted model, not a curated record. Lineage: Eukaryota; Fungi; Ascomycota; Saccharomycetes; Ascoideales; Ascoideaceae. The transcript has a single exon. Gene Ontology annotation, cellular component: chromosome passenger complex; spindle microtubule; spindle midzone.
AUGCUUCUCAAGCCUCUCGACACAAAGUUGGCCUUCUCUUCCAAUAACAACAACAAUUCUACCUCUGCCGCUCUAUGGAAAUCCAAUGCUGAUAUCAAAUUCAAUAACACCACCAACAACACUACAAAUAAUACUCACACUAUAUCCCACAACUACACUGCAAAAUCAAAUUCUAUUAAUUUAAAUUUAAAACAACAACCCCUAAGAGACUACUCUAUCAAUGAUUUUGAAAUUGGCAGAAAAUUAGGAAAGGGAAAAUUUGGAAAAGUUUACUGUGUUCGUGAUAAGAAAACCGGUUAUGUUUGUGCUCUAAAAGUAAUGGAAAAGGAGGAACUAACUCACUUCAAAGUGGAAAAACAGUUUAGAAGAGAAGUCGAAAUUCAAUCGAACCUAAGACAUCCAAAUGUCCUAAGACUAUUCGGUUAUUUCCAUGAUUCAAAAAGAGUUUACCUCAUCCUAGAAUAUGUUAUCCAUGGCGAAUUGUAUGGGUUUUUAAAGAAAAAGGGCAGGUUCGAUGACGCUUUAGCUUCCCAUUACAUUUAUCAGAUGAUUCUAGCUCUAUCCUAUCUUCAUAAAAAACAUAUAAUUCACAGGGAUAUUAAACCUGAAAACAUCCUACUAGGCUUUGAUAAUAUAAUCAAACUCUCGGAUUUCGGUUGGAGUGUCCAUGCUCCGUCGUUAAAGAGAUCAACGAUGUGUGGAACUUUGGAUUAUUUGUCCCCAGAAAUGAUUGAAUCCAAAGAUCACAAUGAAAAAGUAGACAUUUGGGCUUUGGGUAUAUUAAUGUAUGAAUUGUUAGUAGGAAACCCUCCAUUUGAAGAAGGAUGCCAACAAACAACUUAUAGAAGAAUAGCAAGAGUGGAUUUGAAAAUACCCCAAUUUUUGCAACCGGAUGCUGUUGAUUUGAUUAAAAGACUUCUUCGUUAUGAUCCAACAAAGAGAAUAUCUUUAUCCGAUGCUCAAAACCAUCCAUGGAUUUUAAGAAAUAAAAAGUAUUGGCCGAAGCCAAACAAAUCCAAUCCCAUGUAA